CUCAUCUUCAUCUUAGAUAGAUUAAAUUCUCAGCAAAAUUUUCAUUUUUGGUUGAACAAUGGCUUUAAUUGAAAUCAUGUUCCAAUAAUAUUUGACAACCAAAACAUGUAUUGUCUGUGUAAUGUUGUAUUUAGAUGGCAUUAACGCAUUUUCAAGUGUCAAAUACGUUUUGGGGACACUGUAUGUCUACUGAGUAAAAUGGGCAAAAGAGGGCGUUUCUACAGCAGUGUGAAUGUGACCUGCAAAGGAACCUGACACGAGACGCUUCAGAUUGUCGUUCAAUCAUGUGAACAUCUCAGCGAGGGUCUUAAGAAACAACGAGGGCAACUAUAAGAUCAAGUAGAGGGGAUUGCUUUGGGAGGAAGUAUGGACGGACUAUACAGUAUUUUGGCAUGUUUUUGUGACACUUAAAGACAUGUACAACUUCACAUCCCUGAGCGCUCAUGGAGAGCCAGCGGUUCGCAUUUUCCUGGGUUUCGCUCUUUCUCUCCUCGUGCUGUGGACGUUAUUGGGGAAUUUCACUGUUUGCGCAGCGGUUUUGCGGUUCCGUCACCUGAGAGGAAAAGUCACCAAUAUCUUUAUCGUGUCUCUGGCGAUGUCGGACUUGUUGGUGGCUGUCCUCGUGAUGCCGUGGAAAGCGGCCACGGAGGUGACCGGACACUGGGCGUUUGGCUCUUUCUGCGAGUGCUGGGUGGCUUUUGACAUUAUGUGCUCCACAGCUUCCAUCCUCAACCUGUGCGUAAUCAGCCUGGAUCGAUACUGGGCUAUUUCAAACCCGUUUCAAUACGAGAGGAAGAUGAACCGUAGACUCGCCCUCGUUAUGGUCAGCGUAACGUGGAUCGUAUCGGUGGCUAUAUCAUUCGUGCCCGUGCAGCUGAACUGGCACAGGGCAGACCUGGGCACGGUAACCACAAAUAACUGGACCACCAGGGAAAUGUGUGACUCGAGUCUAAGCAGAACGUAUGCCGUUUCCUCCUCUCUAAUAAGUUUUUACAUUCCCGUAGCAGUGAUGCUGAUCACAUACACGCGCAUCUACCGCAUUGCUCAGGUUCAAAUCAAGAGCAUCUCUUCGCUGGAGCGCGCAGCGGAGCGCGCACAGAACUGCAGGGCAGGUGCGCGCACCUGUCCUCUCCAACACCGCGCGAUCAGAGAAACCAAACUGUUCAAAACUCUGUCCGUGAUUAUGGGGGUGUUUGUGUGCUGCUGGUUUCCGUUCUUCGUCCUCAACUGUGCGAUUCCUUUCUGCCACGAGCCAAAUUGUGUCAGUGAAGCAACUUUUAACGUGUUCGUGUGGUUCGGCUGGUGCAAUUCAUCGCUCAACCCGAUCAUAUAUGCUUUUAACUCUGAUUUCAGAGAUGCUUUUGCUCGACUUCUGUGCUGCCAUGGCCUGUGCACCAAAACACCUCUUGAUAUUCAGUGCAAGGAUCCAGUGUCCACCAAUAAUCAGGGCAGCUCUGUUAACACUAUGGAGAUCGGUUAUGUCAGUUUGGAAAGGGUGGACAACGAAAUGCAACGUCCACUGGUGGAGAUACAUAUGUUUGGAGAUGAGAGCAAGGUUCAGCACACAAACUCAGAAGAAGCAUGUCAGAAUAAAUGACUUUAGUGUUAAUCUUAAGAGUAGAGGAGACUGGGAUAGUUAUCACAAUUAAUAUUUCUCUAAGGUUUUAUUUUGAAAGUCAAUUUCUGUGUACCUUAAUGUUUUAUCAAGCUUAGGAAACAAGAUACAGUUCCA
This is a messenger RNA of Cyprinus carpio (common carp), 1732 nucleotides long. RefSeq names its product D(1) dopamine receptor. Gene Ontology annotation, biological process: adenylate cyclase-activating adrenergic receptor signaling pathway. Gene Ontology annotation, cellular component: membrane. Lineage: Eukaryota; Metazoa; Chordata; Actinopteri; Cypriniformes; Cyprinidae. Gene Ontology annotation, molecular function: G protein-coupled receptor activity. The record is from RefSeq and is a predicted model, not a curated record.